Messenger RNA from Moneuplotes crassus, 1403 nucleotides. The record is from the annotation of a GenBank genome assembly. NCBI's taxonomy places the organism in Eukaryota, Ciliophora, Spirotrichea, Euplotida, Euplotidae.
AUGGAAAGAAGCCGUAAUGCAUCAUCUGGCUCAAUCAAAAACCCAAUUCCAGAAUAUUCUAAAACUAUAAAUGAUGUACUCCCCCGCAAAGAGUACGGAAGUCUCAUAAAAGUUGGCUCCUCAGAUCUACGUUCACCUCUCAAAGAGACAAAAUCUAGUUCUAAAUAUUCCCGUAAAAAGAACCAAAUUGACCCCUUUGGAACCAGAAGAGCAGCAGUCAACCAUAGCAUGAGCGAGAUGAAAAAUAACCAAAAUGUUAAACCUUCACAUUUUCAUCAUUCCAGGAACAACAGAGCAAAAGCUUCUACUCUUUCUAACGGUGGAAGAUACAGAAAUUCUCAAACUAUCCAAGCUCACCAAGACCUUAACUCGGAAACAGUUAUGGAAGGAAUUAACCAGCUCCGGGCUGAAAGUGCAUACCUCAUUGAAAAAUCCUACGAUGCUCCAGAAGGUAACUACAUACAAGGAGAAGACGCUGACGACCACAUUCAAGAAUUGGCUCAGACCAAUGAAGAGAUGAUCACCAAGCUCACUGACAUUGGAAAUCAGGUAGUUCAAGUAAUUGACAAAGCCAAAAAUGACCAGACUCAAUACAGAAGAAAAUACAGAGAAGAAGUAUUAAAUAAAAACAAAGAAGAAAAAUAACGACCCUGAACUAUACCAAAAGAUUAAACAAAAAGAAAAGCUUUAUACUGAAGUCAAUAAAAUAAGGAAGGAAAUUCGAAUGGCCAAGCUCAAGUGCUCUGCUUAUGCCACAUCUGAUAAGAUCGAAGAAGACAAGAGUAAUUACAAACAAAUAAUCGAAGAAAACUAUCAACUUUAUGAAGAAAUAAAAUCUCUCCAGAAAAUCAAAAAGCAACAGAAAAUUGCCAUUCAGGAACUGCAAGAAAUAGAUCCUAAAUCUACUGUCGAAGGAGAAGAAGCUAAUCAGAAGAUGCUCCAAAUGAGUAUAGAAGAGAAAAAGAAGUUCCUUAUCCUCUCAGAAAAAAUCAAGGAGAUAGACCAAAAGCUUCAAGAAAAACUAAUCAAAAAUUCCAAAAUUACCGAAGAGACUAAAUAAAAUGAAGGAAACCCUCCAUAUGUUGGAAAGAGGCAAGAUGUUAAAAAGCAAAAAGGAAAUUAAGGAAGAUGCAGAACGAGACCAAUUAAGAUUUAAAUUAGAAAAUCUCACCAAGAUUUGGAAAGCAAAGAAAUCUAAACAUAAAUCUGACCUAAAGGUCAUUUCUAAUAAAUAUCGCCAAAUAGUGAAAUCUAUCCUCGUUUGCAAAGCCUCAUUUGAAGAAGCAGUUCAAGAAUCUACAAAAAAAAGCAAGUGUGUUUUACAACUGAAGAGUAUGGUCGGACUUCCAAAGCCAGCUGCAAAGGAAGAUAACCUUUAAUCCAAUUCAACAUGUUAAGAGUAA